CUUCGGAAAAAUUCAUUUCAGAGCUUCUUCCACUCCCCAUCCGUUCAUCUCCCAAACCCUAACAAAUUCUCAAUCUCUCUAGAUAUCCCGCUGCCGAGAUCUCAAAUCCGGCGAGAUUUCCCAAUCAAUGUGACACCGCCCUCAUUAGUACUCAUUCAAAUCUCCACCUGGAUCUCAUUUUUGUUCUCUCUUGCAUGAGCAUUUGGAAAUAAAAAAAUGGCUUCAGCUUGCGUCAACAACAUCAGUGUUUCACCGGAGAGCUUCCCGCCGCCGGGGACGUACUCCUCUUACGGCUGGCUGAGUCCUCGCAUCUCAUUCAGCCGCGAGGAUGAUUCCUCGUCCAAACAUCACCACCAAAAACAGCCGCCGCCGCCCUCCAAGCGAGCUCCGACUAUUUCUCCUCCUCCUCCGCCUCCGAUGGCUGCGAUUCCGCAACCGGAGCAGCAGCAGCAAGAUCUCCUACCGGACUUCGAGUUCCGCCUCGACGACCCCGUCGCCAUGCUCCCCGCCGACGAGCUCUUCUCCGAGGGGAAGCUGGUGCCGAUGCAGGUCACGAGCUCGAAGCCUUGGUUGUCGACGGCAACUUCGGCGGAGUUUUUGGCCGGAAUCGCGACAACAGUGGAGGCGAAAUCUGGCCGGAGGAUGGAGAUGGAGCUACCUGGCGGGAUCAACAGUACAACUGACCAGUACUUGUUCUCGCCGAAGGCGCCUCGAUGUUCGAGCCGGUGGAAAGAGAUUCUGGGGGUGAGGAAGUUUUAUCAGAACAACAGCUCCAAGGCGGCGUUGUUUCCUUCCUCGUCGUCUUCUUCCAACAAUAACCAGAAAUCAUUGAGGCAUUUCCUCCAUAGAAGCUCGAAAUCCUGCAACAGCUGCGACAAUUCCUCUUCCAAUUCCUCGCUCGAUGGUACCCUGAGUCUUCCAUUGCUGAAAUCAGACCUGGACUGUGACUCGUCGGUUUCCCUCUCUUCAUCCCGCUUAUCGCUCUCAUCCUCGUCAUCCAGCCACGAGCACGAAGAUCUCCCCAGACUCUCCCUCGAUUCGGAGAAGCCCAAUGCCGCUUCCAAUUUGAGCCUGACAUUCAACCCUUUGCAGAAUCCGAAUCCGUUCGUUCUGAAAUGAAUUUUUCCACCAUUGUUAGAGGUGAAGUAGUGGGGGGCUAGAUUCAGGGGGGGUUGGGUCUCGGGUUUGGGUUUAGGGUCAAUUAGCUGGGUUGGUUCGCGGGUUUGGGCAAGAAUGGCUGACUAGGCGGGUCGGGUCGUCGCUUUUUAAUGUUUAAAUGUGCUGACUGUGUCUUUCUGUUAGCCACGUCAUCACUUAACGGUCGUCAUUAACGGAGUCUAACGGAGGUUAACGGAGAGUGACCGAACUUGGACCGUUCAACUAAUUCGAGUGACUAUAAAUGGAAUAAAUCAAU
Linum trigynum is the source of this 1414-nucleotide messenger RNA. The record is from the annotation of a GenBank genome assembly. NCBI's taxonomy places the organism in Eukaryota, Viridiplantae, Streptophyta, Magnoliopsida, Malpighiales, Linaceae.